Molecule: messenger RNA, 1549 nt
Organism: Talpa occidentalis (Iberian mole)
Lineage: Eukaryota; Metazoa; Chordata; Mammalia; Eulipotyphla; Talpidae
Gene: ING4
Product: inhibitor of growth family member 4
Exons: 9
Coding region: 271-939 (222 amino acids)
Biological process (GO): positive regulation of apoptotic process; regulation of DNA-templated transcription
Cellular component (GO): nucleus
Source: RefSeq, a predicted model, not a curated record
GCGGGGGGAUCGGGGCUGAGAAGAUCUGUGGCCCCGAAGUCCCGGUGGUUAGAAGGUCACAAUUGUAAGGGACAGGCUAGGAAAACCUCAAUGUUGGAGUUACCAGGAAGUAUAUGAGGAGAUUUGGAAUCCUAAGAGGAAGAAAGUUACUGGAAAGAGAGAAGAUGGUGCCAGCUGCUGCAGACAUAUUUUGUAGGAUAGAACUAAUAACAGAUCAUUUCACUAGGCAUUGAAAACCUCCCCUUUGAACUGCAGAGAAACUUCCAGCUCAUGAGGGACCUGGACCAAAGAACGGAGGACCUGAAGGCUGAAAUUGACAAGUUGGCCACUGAGUAUAUGAGUAGCGCCCGCAGCCUGAGCUCCGAGGAAAAAUUGGCCCUUCUCAAACAGAUCCAGGAAGCCUAUGGCAAGUGCAAGGAAUUUGGUGACGACAAGGUGCAGCUUGCCAUGCAGACCUAUGAGAUGGUGGACAAACACAUUCGGCGACUAGACACAGACCUGGCCCGUUUUGAGGCUGAUUUGAAGGAGAAACAGAUUGAGUCAAGUGACUAUGACAGCUCUUCCAGCAAAGGCAAAAAGAAAGGUCGGACUCAGAAGGAGAAGAAAGCUGCCCGUGCGCGUUCCAAAGGGAAAAACUCAGACGAAGAAGCCCCCAAGGCCGCCCAGAAGAAGUUAAAGCUUGUGCGCUCAAGUCCUGAGUACGGGAUGCCCUCAGUGACCUUUGGCAGUGUCCACCCCUCUGAUGUGUUGGAUAUGCCUGUGGACCCCAACGAACCCACUUAUUGCCUUUGUCACCAGGUCUCCUAUGGAGAGAUGAUUGGCUGUGACAACCCUGAUUGUUCCAUUGAGUGGUUCCAUUUUGCCUGUGUGGGGCUGACAACCAAGCCUCGGGGGAAAUGGUUUUGCCCACGCUGCUCUCAAGAACGGAAGAAGAAAUAGAUAAAGGCCUUGGAUUCCAACACAGUUCCUUCCGCAUCCCCUGACCUGGGCUCGUGGGGAGAGGAAAGCCUGUGCUGAGGCCAUGGGGGUUCAGGGAGAAGUGGAUGGCGUAGUGUGGUCCUCCCUUCUCCCCCAUCCCCACUCCUGGUGCUGAGGCUGCAUCCAAACCCUGGUGGGUGGGGGGUGCUGCAGCCACUAACGGUAUGUGCUGUCAUUCAGCCCACCCCUUCAGAGGGAAGGGGUCUUGCCCACUGUCCUUUUGCCUCCAUGCUGAGGUUGGUGCUGUAUUUUCGAGAGAUGAUCCUCCUUACUCCCCUUGCUUUGUAUUUAAGGACUGGGGCAGUGUCGUGGGGACACUCCCCCGGCCCUCCUAACCCCCCGCCCCCACCCCCGUGGGGGACUAUGGUGUGAUAAACUUUUCAUUCUCUUCUUGCUUUUUCCAUGGUGGGGGCUCCCCCAGAUCACCUGGGCUUUGACCUGAGUUGAAGGGGCAUCCCCUCCUCUGUGCCAAAUGGAUUCAUCCUGGCCUUGCGAAUGGGAGUGGGGGUGAGGUGAAAUGCAGAUAACUCACAUGUAAAAGCGUUGGGGUAGGUGAAUAAAGUAUGUGUUG